GUUGGUUACAAUCUUCCCGGAGAUGGGGUAAAAAAACGGAAGGCUUUUUUUUUUGAAUGUCACAAUCAGGUACAACUCUUCUCAUCAACCACUUUUUGAAUUGAUCUUAAAAAUAUCCAUGUGGAGGCUAUCCUUCAUGCGUCAGAAUAAACACGUUCUAGCUGUCGCUAUUUUGUAGAGGCCGAUCAGAAACCCAGAAUAAGUCAACUACAAGGUUACUGAUAGACGAAAAUUCUCGCGAAAGCCAAACAUUUAAUUUCAGUGUGUAUCGUCCCAAAUGUUCAUCAUAGAAACAACAACUCGUUCAUUUACUCACAGAGGCGUGAAUGAACUCGUCCAACGUGAGUGUGUUGCCCGCCAACUAACUGGAAUGAAAAUUGCGAGAGCGCUCUCGAACUGUUUUCCAUUCAGCUGCGAAAGAUAAUCUGCUCGAAAAUAUCGUGUUGAUUCUCAGCUUUCAUUCCGAUUUCCACUCACGGCGAUAAUUCCAUCGAUUGUGGAAUCGGCAGGAGCAUGGGGAAGAUUUCAUCAGAAGCCCGUUUGUGUGCAUUAGGGUUUGGAAUUAGUCAGAAAUAAAGUUAUAAAUUUGUUUGGUAGAUCGUGUACUGACAUGUAAGGGUUCGUUCAAAAAUUACGUAACGGGGAGGAAGGAAGCCUAGCGCGUAACGCACUUCAUGCAAAAUUUAAAAAAUACAAAAGUUGUUUAGUAGUUGGGGGUUUUGUGGGGCUGAAAUUGUCAAAGGUUGCUUUCCUUUCGAUUGAUUAGCAAAUGUAUCAUCAAUUAGCACUCAAGUGCAUAAAGUUUUUAAAUCUCGGAAUCGAUUAAUUGAUAAAUAUUGAUUGGAUGAAUGGUGUCUGCACAGUUAUUAAAUAAUUCAAGGAUUUACAGAAGAUGGAUUGCUUGAUUCGUAAAUGUAACUCUUUCGCUGAGUGGCACAAAAGAGCAACCAAUUUUGUCCAAUACAUUAUCUCUCUAUCUAAGAGCCGAUGCACACGAGCGUUAAUUGACGCUGCGUGAAUUAACGCUGCGUUGCCGCAGCGGUUCUGUGGGGCAUGCGUUGACAUUGCGUGCCGCACACGGUGCGGCGCGGUUGCGGUGCGGCAGCGUUGCGUUCUCGUGUGCAUCCUCCCAUUUGAUUGUGUGUAACUCAGGACGCACUUGCGUGCACGCUGCGUGGACGCGCCGCCCGUGUGCAUCGGCUCUAAAUGGUCAGGAUCAUGAUAUGUGAUGUAUUAAAUUUUAAUGUGUUGGUACAAUUUUUGAUUCCUCCCUUCUCCCUCAGAGAAGCAUGUUCUCCAACUAGGUUUAUGCAAUAUACGGUCCGACCCAUAAUCGUAGAGGGAGUGCACGCUUCCUAAAACACUGCAUCUUUUCCAGAUACUCUUCAUGCAAAGUUGCAAAAAACAUCAUCCUCUUCUUGUGCUCUUAGGGCAACUUCACUGGUGGUCCAAAUCCUUGUUUUGUUCCAAAUUUUUGGACCAAACCAAAAAUUGAGCUUGCACCGGUGUUGUAAAUUUUGUUUUAAAAAUGUUUUAUACCAUUUUUCUGAUCUAUUUUUUUGGAACUGACAUAAAUUUUGUUUCAAUUUUGUCUCGAUUUGGAACAAAUUCUUGCCUGUUCCAAAUCCUUUUUGACAGCUCAGUUUGUUUUCAGAUUGUUUGUUUGUCACCAGUUCGCAGCUGUUCGCGAAAAAAAAAAACAACGAAUUUUCCAACGAAUUCCGGAAUCCUGAAGUGCCCGCGGAGGAUCCCGCCGCAUACAGUCAUAGAUUUUUGAAGGUACACAUCGCCGGACCCAUCUGGAGCGAGUAUUUGCGGAUUGAAAUUUGUGGCAGAUAAAAGGAUCCGUGUCCCGACGAGCUACAGCGGCUACAACGAUUGAGCAAAGGAGAUGCUACCGGAUCACCGGAUUCAUAGUUACCCCACGGUGUGUCUGGUAGAACAAAUUUAUUACAACAAAAUGGGCAUCGCUAAUUUUUACGCUACGUGAAAGUUGACGCUACCAGCUUUCAUUCAAGCCCAACAUCGAAAUAUUCCAUCGGGGGAACUUUUUCAUACAAAAAUUGGGUAUGUUUGUUAAGUAGAAAUAGGGAUUAAUUUGGAACCGUGCAUUUUGUAUGGGGAAAAAUAGUAUUCUGAAAAAGUUGUUCGGGAUCCCUCGGUGGAUUUUUUUGAGGGACCCUGCAAAUGAAAGCUGAAAGCCUCUAUUUUUGAAUAGCGAAAAAUUUGACGAUGCCUAUUUUUUUGUUAUAAACGUUUCCCAUACACACGCCGUGACCCCCAACUCCGAGUUGCGUAUCGGAACUGUGGGAUAUGAGAAUAGCAGAGUCCUAUCCCCGCUGCUACAGAGGUGACGGUUUGACAGUACGUAACUCGAGAUCGACUAACCGGCAUCGUGUCCAACUCGAUCCAGUGUUCGGGUACGACCCGAACAUCGACCGCCGGUACGUGCGCGCACUCACCACAAGCCCAGCCUCUUUCAUCGUUCAGUCGCGAAGCAGACAGGUUGUGUGGAGCCCCCGCUUGCGAGCACAGAGGCGGAAAACGCACAAUGGCGGCUCUUGCCAGGAGAUUUUUUUUCUGUUGUGUUCCUUCCAAAUCGCCUUACUCGCAAGCGGGGGCCAUUACAGUGAAAGUGAGUGCAACAUUCGGGGCUAACUGAAUAAAUUGGUGAUUUCGCAGGCGGUGACUUCGAAAGUUUAAAAAGUGAGUUGAUAACGGUGUCGGUAGCCGUCCAGUGCGCCAUCUUUUUAUCGCGUGUGAAGUGAUUCGGCCGACGGAGUACGGCAUCGUGGACGCCACCGUAGCGGAGCAGUGCUUCGUACACAGAUAUUUUGCGGGACCACGCACUGGGAUUUCAGGUUAGUAAAAGAAAAAAGGCUGAAACCAAAUCGGAAAGAACAUCUCUCUCCAAGUGACGUUUCGUUCGAGCUAGCUACCGGGCAUUUAUGGGAUUUUCUCGGAGCCCUAACUUCGUAUACGGGAAAGUACCCAGCGCAACAUAACCUAAAUAGAGUAGGGCCAACUAUUGAAUUUUUUUCAAACGUUUUAAGCAGUGACCGUUUCUCCGGAUUAGUCCUGAGACAGGUGUUAUUUAUGAAGAUUACAAAUUGAUUUUGACAAAGAUUGCUAAUUUAUAGUUCCCAUGUUAAAUCUGACCUUGUUGAGCCGAGGUAGUCUUAAAUUGCUAUACGAACGCCAGUGACGAAAAUUUGUAGGUUAUGUUCACAAUUUAUGCUCAAAACUGCACGCUUUUUUCACAGGCCUUGAUAUCAGGCUCGAUGAUACAGUGUCGUCCAUACAAAUAAACUUUUAUCUCUAUGAGCUUGAUACAUAUUAAACAUAAUUAAGUCCGAUACAUGCAUGCAUCCUAAAAAUUAAGCAAUCGAAAUUCACCAAUAUCGAGAACAUGAUGAGUCCGAAUGUUCGUUUAUGAAGCAGGGUUUAAGUGCUGUGAUGAUUUUUAUCUUUAUAAGUUUGUAAAUUAUAUUAGCACAUGUCUUAUAUAAAUAUAGUGCGUUUUGUGUCGUGUUCUACAUCAAUUUAAAAUAUCUCCAGAACACCAUUUUGUGGGAGAAGGGAAAGGUAGUGCCAGAUGUCAGGCCACUGUCUGAACACUUUUUCAAACCAGCUUGAUCGGGAUAUUUCGGACAAUUUGCUUGUAUUUGUUUUUAGCGGCUUUAUUUCCAAGGAAAGACUUAGUUUACUUAUAGAUAUUCUUCAUGUCUCAGAGUAUCCAUCGUUGAGAUUAUUCAGAUCCAAUCAAGACUAUAAAUAUCACUAAGGAUAAGUACCUCGUUUCUUUAGCUGGGUAGGGACUACGGGCUUAUGCCGCUGUUAUUCUCGUUGGGUCUGGAAGACUCCGCGCGUUAACUACUUAGAUUGAAUAAAUACAAACAUAAUACUAACUCGGGACGAGUAGUGAAUGAACGUUCGAGGGCUAGAGUUUACUGGAUCCGGACGACCAGUGUGGUGAUUAUUCAGAUUGAGUAAUCGUAAAUAUACUACUAAUUCGAGACGAUUAGUUAUUUUUUGGCAGGGACUGCCAAUCAGGAUCGCUAAUUUGCACUGGCUCUGGACGACCAGUUGGAUGUCCAUUCAAAUUGAAUAACGCCACUCUGCCGGGACGGCUAAAAUGAUAAGUUAAUCGGAAUCGAUGUGAUGUUGGUUAUGAUUGGUAGGGACUACUAGUCAACGGGGCCUUGUAUGUUGGAUCUGGUCGACCAGUAGAAGGUUUCCGUAGGUGGCUAAUUCCAAAUCACACUAGAUCGGGACGACUAGUAUUCGUGUAGUAUACUGGAAAGAUCAUCAUAGUUGGUAGGGACUACCAAUGCAAAGUGCUGAGUACUAGUGGUAGUAUCCGGGAUUUUUACGGAUCAGAAUAAUCUAUACGAUGGUUACAUGGGAACGAGUACGAUUCCAGUGUAUGUACAGUGUGCCGUGAAUACGUUACUCAUUACAGUGCGAUUAAGUGCUAACUUAGAGUUGUAUCUAGUAGCGUAUAACUUUUAAAUAAUUAUUAUAAUAUCUAAAGCUAAAGAGUCAAUUUGUUCACAGUUAAGAAAUACUUCAGCGGAAUUAUCUUCAAAGUAACCGAGUGAAUAACUAUCGUUUGAAAAAGCGUUGAGACAGUAUUCCCUAUACAAGCCCUCAAUGUGUGAAUUUGCGCAGUAACCAUCUGCCCUUGUAGGAUAAAAUUUGAGCUUCAUAGGCCUACAUAACGUGGAUGCUCCGCGAGCCUCUUUUAUAUACCUUUAACCUUCCUGAGAGGUUAGACUAAGUAGCUCACAUUGACCCCAACAUCCUAUUAGGGUUAAGAUUGUUUUUUUAGCUUGAAAUUCGAAACUAUCGAGGAAGAUCCGAUAAAGAUUUAAGUUGAGCCAUAUGGAUCUAGACAUCUCAGUUUGUACAGCAGACGAAUAUUUUUCUCACCGUGUAGUAACCUGAAAUAUGAAACUAAUUUGUAGCCGUGGGUCUCAUGCCAAUUCAUUCGGAGUGUUGAAAUUCUUCCAUGAGUUGCCAAAGCACAAGUUAUUACCUUAUUGUACGCACAUAACACUAUACGGGAAUAAUAUGACGCGCAUAUCAAAUCCUUUUCCUGAUUUUCAUACCGCUUUUUGUAGGAGACGUAUGUGCCAAAUGUAUUUUUUGUUGUGAAAAAUGUCGGCUUACUUUGAUGCGUGGGAAAUCGCCGUACAGAAGCGUCACGAUAGGCGAUGUAUUAUUUCAGUAAUAAAAGCAGCUGUUGAAUAAUCCUCAGGCGCAAGUAUAUGCGAAAGAUUAAAGGAUUUUUUACCGCACAAGAGUUUAAUCAACCACUCUUACGGAAGCUCCAUAAACCGUAAUAAAGCUAUCUUUAAAUUGGGAAUUUUGAACAUCAAUAAACAUCUGUAGCUGAACCAAGUCACCCGUGUCACAGAUUCGCGUUUAUGAACUGUUUUCAGAUUAUGGCAGGGCAGUACGUACGUAUGCCUCCCCCCCACGAGAAUCCGGAAGAUGAAGCGGACUCGAUGUCCGAAUGUGAAUCGGACGUUGGCGACGCAGAAAAUUCACGACAGGAUGCUGAACAAUCAUUUCAGUCUAUCGGGCAAGCAGUAUCCUGUACUGGUACGAGCGCCGAGCAGCCAUCAGUUUGGCCAACUGAACAUCGUUUGGCAGUACUCGAAAAGGCUGUAGUUGACAUGGCGCAAAUUUUAGUCGAGAAAGAGAGGGCAAAUAACAAACCGCAGCAUAACGAUCCUGACUGGGGGUGCGGUGGAAGAGGCUCGAUCGGCAAUGGAAGUACGAAUCCCGGAGGCCCUACGAUUAAACUGGAUCAAUUACGCCCCUUUCCAAAAGACGUACCGUCGAACCGACUGUGGGAAGAAUGGAGGAAGUACUUGGAGAAUUUUGAGAUUGCCGCAUCCCUACACCCAAACCAAGAACCCGACAAGCUGGCGAAAAUUCUGUUUCUGGCGGUGGGAGAAGACCUACAGGGUAUCAUCAGGGCAGCAAGACUGCGCCCGAAUCUAGAGGGCCCGGAUUGCUACAGAGUUUUUAUCAAGAACAUCGAUACCCACUUGCGCUCCAUGACAGACACCACGACGGAGCACGAAACCUUCUUGGCAAUGCGUCAGGACGUUGGAGAGUCACCCGCGGCUUUCCACGCACGUCUGGUCGAUCGCGCAAGAUUGUGCGGCUAUGGGCAAGGUGACGAGGAUCGAUUCGUCCGCUCGCAACUAAUCAAAGGCCUACGAGAUAGAGAAAUCGCUAAGUCCGCUCGUCUCUUCAACUAUGAUACGAAUUUCAUAGUCCAAGCGGCUACCCGAAGUGAAGCAUAUGAACCAGUAGCCGGUCCGUCAAAUGCUGAUACGGUUCUGGCGGUCGAUCAUGAAGCCAACUUGCAACGAGAAGGUCGUAAGAGAUCGUUCAACCAAGAAUCGGAACGAAAUAGCGGAAGGCAAGGCGUCAGCUACCGCGGAACAUCAACCAGAAAUAACCGGGGUGGCAGUCAGCGAGGUUUUGGCCAUGGAAAACGAUUCAGAUGUUCACGCUGCGACCGUUGGCGUCACGAGAACCCUCAACAAUGUCCGGCGAUCAGGGCAAAAUGUUUCGAAUGCGGAGCUACAGGUCAUUUCGCAGCGACAUGCCGCAGAAAGGGACGGGUUUCGACGCCAAAGAACGAGGAAGGAAUGUCUGAAGUUCAGGUAUGAUACCAUCAGUCACUUUU
This is a messenger RNA of Aedes albopictus (Asian tiger mosquito), 6709 nucleotides long. RefSeq lists its product as uncharacterized. Bases 5430 to 6692 code for a protein of 420 amino acids. NCBI's taxonomy places the organism in Eukaryota, Metazoa, Arthropoda, Insecta, Diptera, Culicidae. The transcript has a single exon. The record is from RefSeq and is a predicted model, not a curated record. Gene Ontology annotation, molecular function: zinc ion binding; nucleic acid binding.